AUGGGAACCAAACCUAAAAUGGCUCCUUUUGUUGCCACUCUCUUAGUGGCAAUUCUUGCACUUAGCUUCUCAUCAAUAGCCAAUGCAAACUACCAAUACUGGUCUCCACCACCGCCGGAGAAAUACACUCCGCCCUACGUGUACAAGUCACCACCUCCGCCGCCACCUAAGAAGUCUCCACCACCACCACCACCUGUCCACAAGCCUCCACCGUACGUGUACAAGUCACCGCCUCCACCGCCACCUAAGAAUCUCCACCACCACCGCUACCAAAGAAAUCGUCACCACCACCACCAGUCCACAAACAUCCACCAUACGUUUACAAGUCUCCACCACCACCACCACCUAAAAAAUCUCCACCACCACCGCCACCUAAGAAAUCUCCACCACCAUCGCCAAUCCACAAACACCCACCAUACUCACCACCACCGCCACCUAAGAAGUCUCCACCUCCUCCACCGCCAGCCAAGAAGUCCCCUCCACACCGCCCUUACUACUACAACUCUCCUCCUCCACCUCACCACUACUAAGAAAUCAAGCUACUUCAACUUUCCAAGAAAUCAAGGAGAAUGUCCGAAAUUAAGAAGAAGAAGUAGAAGAAAAAAAAAAGUUGGAUGGAUCGAAAGAGAUGAGUUAUUUUGCAGAAUGAAAGCGAUGGAUCCAUGCAAAUGAAGACAAUAAAUGGACAAAAACUAUAUAUUAAUAAGAAAUAAUCUGGACAAUCUCCUUUUAAUUUGUGCAUGUUUGUGUUUUAUUAUAGUUAGCGUGUUUGAGCUGUCCCACUUUUAUCAGCAUGCUUUUCAGAAGUUUGCUCAAUGGAAUAAAAUUCCCAAUUUCUGUCGUACAUGAAUUUCUCUAAUGUAUGUUUUGCUUUGUGUCAUUAUAAUUAUUUUUAUUAAAU
Striga asiatica is the source of this 901-nucleotide messenger RNA. The record is from the annotation of a GenBank genome assembly. NCBI's taxonomy places the organism in Eukaryota, Viridiplantae, Streptophyta, Magnoliopsida, Lamiales, Orobanchaceae.